Messenger RNA from Prunus mume (Japanese apricot), 987 nucleotides. RefSeq names its product WUSCHEL-related homeobox 4. NCBI's taxonomy places the organism in Eukaryota, Viridiplantae, Streptophyta, Magnoliopsida, Rosales, Rosaceae. Gene Ontology annotation, molecular function: DNA binding; DNA-binding transcription factor activity. The record is from RefSeq and is a predicted model, not a curated record. Gene Ontology annotation, cellular component: nucleus. Gene Ontology annotation, biological process: procambium histogenesis; phloem or xylem histogenesis; cell division.
CCCUAUAUAAUUGCUGCUUUACCUCUAUCAUUCAGCCCACCACCACCCACCACAUAUGGGAAUAAGCAGCAUGAAGGUGCACCAGUUCGCACGUGGACUCUGGGAACACGAACCCUCCCUCACUCUUGGCUGCACCAAACGCCUACGCCCUCUCGCUCCCAAACUGGCCAACACCACCGCAGGCGACACCACUACCACUGCCCUUGCUCCUUUCGACCUCAAGAGCUUCAUCAGACCUGAAAGUGGCCCUAGAAAACUAGGAUCCUCUGAUCAUCAGGAGAAGAAAGAUUCCCCCCACCCCCAGGUAGAGACGCACCCAGGAGGGACGCGUUGGAACCCAACGCAAGAACAGAUAGGAAUACUAGAAAUGCUGUAUAGGGGAGGCAUGCGCACUCCUAAUGCACAGCAGAUAGAACAAAUAACAGCUCAGCUUGGCAAGUACGGCAAGAUAGAAGGCAAGAAUGUGUUUUACUGGUUCCAAAACCACAAAGCACGCGAGAGGCAGAAGCAAAAACGCAACAGCCUCGGCCUCAGCCAUUCUCCCAGAACACCAACUCCUGUAAUUACCAACCUGGGAGAAGUAGUAGGGGAAAGAGAGGAAGAUAGUCCGUACAAGAGAAAGUGUAGGAGCUGGGGAUUUGAUUGCUCUGUAGAAGAUAGUGUAGUUUGUAAGGCGGACGAAGUCGUGGAGGGAGGUAGAGGUAGAACUUUGGAGCUCUUCCCAUUACAUCCGGAAGGGAGAUGAGAGGAGAGAUGAUCAUGGAUCGAUGUGCUUACUUUGACAUUAUAUCAUGUGCUUUCCUUUAGGUUUAAUUCCUUCUUCUUUUUCUUAUUGGUUUCGGGAAAGAAGAAAGGCAAGCAAGUGUCUCUUUGUACUGAUCUAUCUCUCUCCCUCUCUAGAUCUAUGCUACCACUAGAUGCCUUUUGGAGCCAAAAGGGUUUGUCAAUUGUCACUAAGUGCUCUUUAUUUCAAGCUCUCUUUCUCUA